This is a messenger RNA of Emiliania huxleyi CCMP1516, 918 nucleotides long. RefSeq lists its product as hypothetical. The coding region runs from base 1 to 855 and encodes 284 amino acids. The transcript has a single exon. The record is from RefSeq and is a predicted model, not a curated record. Lineage: Eukaryota; Haptophyta; Isochrysidales; Noelaerhabdaceae.
AUGCGAGGGGCCGUGUCACACGCCAUCCUCUUCGCCACUGCCGCCGCCCGCCCCUGGUCCCCGGCCGCGAUCUCCGACUACGUGCGUGAGCGCGCCGGCGGCCCGCGCGCCGGCGGCGGCGUCUUUUGGGUCGGAGAAGGCACGUUGCGCCGCGCGAGCGGCCGGCGGAUCGCGGCGCUCGACUGCGUCGAGAGCGCCGAGCGCGAGUGCAGCGGCGGCGAGGCCGGACCGGAGGCGCCGGGAGGCGCCUUCAGCGUCCGCCGCCUCAUCGUCUACCGCGACCCUUCCGGCAACGGCACACUGCUCCACGUUCCCGACGGGCGGGCGCAGAAGCCGGUGCCGCCUCUCGAGUACACCCAUGUGGUCCGCAUCGGGGCGUCGUCCGCCUCGCCCGAGCCCGCCGUGUCGGCGGCGCGCGCCGACGGCAGCGAGGUGGCAACGGGCCGCACGCUGCGGUCCGGGCUGCGCCAGCGCCCGCUCUCGCGCGUCUUCACCCUCGACGUGCAGGCGGAGGCGCCGCGGCGUGGCCGCGGCUCGAGGUCCAAGGCAGAGGCGAUCGGGCGGUCGGGCGACGCGGCGGCGGCGCUGCUCACGGGCAGCAGCGGCGCAGGCGUGCCGGGCACGAUUGAGGAGUACGAGCUGCGCGUGCCGCGCUGGCCGGGCUCCUCGCCCCUGCUCGGGCGGGAGCUGCUCUACCGCAGGACCGGCCCUUGCCCGUCAUGGUGCGGCGCCGGCGUCUGCACCACGGAGCUGCGGCUGAGGAGGUGCCGGCCGCCCCUCGCCAAGCGCACCCUCGCGCGGCUGCUGCGGGAUUGCCUCGACACCGACGGCCGAGCCAGCAGGGAGCAGGAGUGAGCCGAGAGAUAUAUACUCUAGCUGGCGGGCAGGUGAGGAGGUAAGGUAAGGUAAGGUAAAUUU